UCUGCCCCGCUCGCCCCUCCCCUCGCGGGUGGGCGGGGCUGAAUGAAUGAGUGAGUGAGCGGCUCAUUCGGCCGUGAGAGCAGCGCGGGUACAGACCGGGCUUCACUCCGUACCUUACAUAUCGGCACGUUGCGCGGAGAAAGAUGGCAGAACAGGAGCCAACCGUGGAGCAGCUAGCAGCCAUUGCCGCUGAGAAUCAGGAAGAGGAGUCUGCAGUGGGUUACAAACCACCAGCACAGAAAACUCUGCAGGAGAUCGAGGAGCUGGACAAAGAUGACGAGAGCCUCAGGAAGUACAAAGAGCUACUGCUGGGGAACCGUGGUCAAGUUAAUGAUCCUAAGGUUCCAAAUGUCCAAGUGAUCCGUUUAUCAUUGAUGUGUGCAACUGCACCUCAUCCCUUAAUUCUGGAUUUAACAGGUGACCUUGACAACUUUAAAAAGAAUCCUUUUGUACUCAAAGAGGGUGUUGAAUACAAGAUAAAAAUUAGCUUCAAGGUUAACAAAGAAAUCGUUUCUGGGCUGAAAUAUAUUCAGACAACGUCUAGGAAAUCUAUAAAAAUCGAUAGCACUGAUUACAUGGUUGGGAGUUACGGCCCGCGGGACACCGAGUACGAGUUCCUCACAACACAGGAGGAAGCACCAAAGGGCAUGUUGGCGAGGGGCAACUACGUGGUCAAAUCCGAAUUCACUGACGAUGACAAAUUCAAUCACCUCUCCUGGGAGUGGCAGCUCAACAUCAGGAAAGACUGGAAAGAAUAAUCAAUGCCAGGCUGGCUGUAGUCCCAUCCGAUAGUUUAAAAAAAAUCACAAAAAUACACCUCCUGUACCAAAGUUAGCUUUUUUGAAACAAAACAAAAUCAUAUUAGAUUUGUACUGCACAGCGCGAUCAUUGGCAAAAUAAAUCAAAUUUUUUUUUGGUAAGACACAGGUCAGAUGCAUGGCUACGUUCCAUUCUCCUGUCUCAUUUUAAUUCUUCCCCCGUUUUUUUUUGUUCUGCCAACAGCUGCCUUUUGCAGGAGGGGAGAGAGGGGAGCUGCAGUUUUAUUUUAAAGAGAAAAUGAUGUGUAAAUCAGGCUUGGCUUGAUGCCCCACCUUGGGGGGUUUUGACUGCUGCUCUGUUGCAUUAACGCAGUGCUAAACCUUGGAAACCUACGUGGUCACAAUGUUUAAUCUAGGCGGAAGAAUAUAAUAUAAAGCUUUAGAGGCUGUUUUUUUUCUUCUCAGAUUUAAUAAAUCCUGUAAUUUUUAUUGUGUAACCAUGUUGCCUUAUGUACGCUAAAAUUGUUUAUGGAAAUCAAAGAGAAAAAAAAUCAUGAAUUUCUUAAUCGUCUUUUAUACCAGCAUGGAUUUAAAGCCCUUUGUUUUUCUGUCUGGGAAUUGGUGGGCGUGCUUCCACAAUAAAGCUAGUCUGAUCAGUGAUGACAUUUCUGAAUGAAUACACUCCUGUUUAAAAAAUAAAUAAAUAGUGUUUGUAUAUAAUGGAGUAUUGAAGGUGUAUGUUUGGGAGGGGUUAUUUUCUGCUGUCUUUGGCAUGUUGUGGGGAGAUAUGGUGAGGAUCUUGUACUGCUUUGCAUGUUGUAGCGGAUGCAAAAUGGAGCUGUGUGAACAUUUUGAACAGUAGAUGGUGCUGGUAAUAUAUUGUUUAAAAAAUGCUCUUCUUUUUUAAACUUGUCUUGAGUGUUGGAAAGAGAUGGUCUGGAUAAUGUUAUGUCUCUUUGUAUUUUUGUGCCACACAUCAGUCUGCCUCAGUAUUUCAUCCGCUCUGGAUUCUCUGCUUCGUUGUCCAGCUAAUUUUGACUAGUUCUCGUUUUUGAACUUGGCAUAUUUAAGAAAUAAUGUUCUAAGCAGCCGGCAUACAUCAUUGGUAGCCAUUGUGGUUAGAACUGGGACCAAAAUUGAUUUUUUUUUUUUUUACCUGUUUGUCUUGCCAUAGCCCUGCUCUUCCCCUUUUCAAAUGGAUUUUAUUUUUAUUUUUUUCGUUCUCUUCUGACUCCUGUGUAGACUGGACAUUAGCAGGUAAAAGAACAAUACCAUAAUUUUCACAGCAAGAAUAAUAAAAUAUUCAGACUAAAA
Molecule: messenger RNA, 2072 nt
Organism: Amblyraja radiata (thorny skate)
Lineage: Eukaryota; Metazoa; Chordata; Chondrichthyes; Rajiformes; Rajidae
Gene: arhgdia
Product: Rho GDP dissociation inhibitor (GDI) alpha
Exons: 6
Coding region: 144-758 (204 amino acids)
Biological process (GO): Rho protein signal transduction
Cellular component (GO): cytosol; membrane; cytoplasm
Molecular function (GO): protein binding; Rho GDP-dissociation inhibitor activity
Source: RefSeq, a predicted model, not a curated record